Molecule: messenger RNA, 977 nt
Organism: Rhagoletis pomonella (apple maggot)
Lineage: Eukaryota; Metazoa; Arthropoda; Insecta; Diptera; Tephritidae
Gene: pck
Exons: 4
Coding region: 127-897 (256 amino acids)
Biological process (GO): septate junction assembly; regulation of tube size, open tracheal system
Cellular component (GO): septate junction; membrane
Source: RefSeq, a predicted model, not a curated record
UUUAAUAGGGAGUUGUUCGUUUGUGUGUUUAUUGGCAACAAAUUUUGUCGAAGUUUAGAAUUUAGUUUUUUUUGCAUUAAAAUUCAGUAUUUUAGCUAGAGAACACAAAUAAACUAAACAGCCGAGAUGCGCAACUUUCUUAAGCAACAGUCGCAAGACACUACGGACACCAGUAUUGAAAAAGGCGACUACCCACGCGCCUCAAAUGGCGUUGUGCUGGCCAGUGUAGUCAUAUUUGCGGCGUCCUUUUUGCUCAUGAUGUCAUUUUGCUCGCCCUACUGGAUUGAGUCGUAUGAGGAGACACACAGCAGCUUCAAAAAUAUGGGUUUAUGGGAAUACUGCUUCAAGAAUUUCGUAUAUCCAUACUACCAAUUUCCGCGACAAUUCAAUGGCUGCCAUAAUAUUUUCAGUCAUGAAUAUUAUGUUAUUAGAGAAUACCUGUUGCCAGGUUGGCUCAUGGCUGUGCAGGCCUGUGCAACUUUAGCCUUCCUCCUGACCUACACUGUAUUAACUCUAUUAUCUUUAGUUAUCAUACGCUUACCAUUGAAGGGAAUACUUCAGUAUGAAUGGUUAUUGAUACGCAUUUCAUACUUGUGUACCGCAAGCGCGUCUAUUUUGCUAUUUCUCGCCGUAUGCAUUUUUGGUGGCUGCGCCUACCGUCGUGAUUGGCUUAUGUAUCCUAAAUUUAAUGUACUCGGCUGGUCAUAUGCCGUAGCUGUUGUGUCAUUUAUAUUUCUCGGAAUAGGCGCUCUGAUUUUACAUCGCGAGGCACGUUAUGCUUAUGAUUUACGCGGCGAACAGAAAAAUUUAGUAAUGCAAAUGGAAAUGCAAGAGCCUGGCUAUCAGCCGCCAAGGCAUCAUCAUAGUACAUCACGCAGUCUGCAUGGCUACAUAUAAAAAGGGCAAAAAGCGAGCAGCAUUUUCAAUUCAGUGCUUUGCUACGAAGCACUUUUUUAUUCCAUUUUACUACUUUCGAU